CAACGUGCACCUUCCUGCGAGACUGGAAAUAUGGGGGGAAAGGGUGUCGACAUACCCUAUAUGAAUGUAGAAUCGAAAGUUAAAUUAUUCUCUACAGACAAUGUUACGAAUGAGUCGAGCGUUCACUGAGUAUAGAGUCAUCCAACCAGUGACCCGGUCGUACUCGAAUGUCCGUUUCAAAGAUUUGACAACCUUUUCCCCCCAUCCAUGACCAGGAGGUGGAACUCUGAAGGUUGUUAUAUCACAAAGCAGAGAGAGUCUAAGUUGGUAUAUCCAAGCACCUUGAAUCGAAUGAUAUUUGAAUGCCUAUUCAGUGUAACUCGUCGUAGAGACAAUGUUCAGAAGUCAAUCAUACACCCGUCCACACUUCAAUUUGAAUUUCACUUCAACGUCAACGAUUGCCCCGGGCACUCGUGUGAAGCAAUUACAGAAGAAGCGCCUCCGGUGACAGUGGUGUGAACUCCCAGGCUAAGCGCCGUCCCCUCCUUCGACAUCAGAUAGCCCUCCAAAACUUGCUCUGAAAAGACCAACCAUGCAAAAGACUAUUCUACUUGUCACUGGUGCCACCGGUUACGUCGGAGGAAGUGUACUUAGCCAGCUUUUGAGUCGUUCAGAUGUAGAUAGCUUCGAAUUCCGAGCUAUCGUUCGAUCCGCCGAAAAAGCUGAGAAGUUGAAGGCGUUCGGGGUUUUCCCGAUCCUAGGAUCUCAUUCAGAUGAGGAUGUAAUGGUGGAGGCUGCAUCGGAGGCAGAUAUCGUAUUGUUGAUGGCUGACUCUGAUAACGUUAAAAGCAUUGAGGUGACUUUGUUGGGCCUCAAAAAGCGGUAUGAAUCCACGGGAAAGGCUCCAGUGCUCAUCAACACCUCAGGAACUGGCAUGCUAGCUGACGACGCCAUUGGAAUGUAUUCAAGCGACGUGAUCUGGGACGAUGCCUCUCCGGAGCAGCUUGAAAAUUUGCCUCCGACAGCCCCACAUCGCCCUGUGGAUCUGCGCAUCCUCGCUGCCGAUAAAGAAGGUUACAUCAAGUCUUACAUUAUCGCACCCUCCGCUAUUUAUUCUAUUUCCCGAAAUCCGCUGGUCGUCGCAGGAAUUUCGAACUCUCAUAAUAGGUUGUGGAGUUUCCUGAUCCCCAUCUCCCUCGUACGAGGACAAGGCGGUAUGGUCGGAGAAGGUAAAAAUAUAUGGCCCAAUGUCCAUAUCGACGAGCUUGUCAUAUUGUACGAUCUCCUCUUGGAUUCUAUCCUCAAGAAUCCGACCACCACUUCCCACGGACGUGAAGGAAUCUUCUUUGCUCACAGCGACGAGUACAAGUUCUAUGAUGUGUACAAGCGGAUCGCUGAAGUUCUGUUCAAGCUGGGUAAGGGAAGAAGUCCUGAACCGACACCAUUUGAAGAAGACGAACUAAAGCGUUUGAUGAUAGCUAACUACCUCGGUUGCAACUCUCGCUGUAGGAGUAGUAACGCAACCAGGUUGGGAUGGAAACCUGUGAAAACUACGAAUGAUUUUCUCGACAGCAUCGAGGCUGAGGUGAAACACCAAUUGGUCGGACGUAUGGCGUAGUACUUGGGACGGAACAUCCAACUGUCAGCUCAGCUCCACUCCGUUGACAAUAUUUCUGGGUAGCGAAUAACUGUAAACCUCUGGGUCUGACAUCUAAGCGAUUGGCCCAGAAGUAGACGAGGUCAAGGGAACGACUCCCUUUCGACUAUUACCGCUGGACAUAACUGUACGCUGUUCACCGAUUCCGAAACUUA
Marasmius oreades (fairy-ring Marasmius) is the source of this 1752-nucleotide messenger RNA. RefSeq lists its product as uncharacterized. The record is from RefSeq and is a predicted model, not a curated record. The transcript is spliced from 10 exons. Lineage: Eukaryota; Fungi; Basidiomycota; Agaricomycetes; Agaricales; Marasmiaceae. The coding region runs from base 533 to 1558 and encodes 341 amino acids.